Messenger RNA from Tachysurus fulvidraco (yellow catfish), 1159 nucleotides. RefSeq lists its product as uncharacterized. The coding region runs from base 199 to 636 and encodes 145 amino acids. The record is from RefSeq and is a predicted model, not a curated record. NCBI's taxonomy places the organism in Eukaryota, Metazoa, Chordata, Actinopteri, Siluriformes, Bagridae. The transcript has 4 exons.
AAACUUUAGAAGGUGUUUAGUGUGGUCGAGUCAGAAAGCACGCUGAUUAGCGUCUCUGCUUCCGUUUUGCUUGCACGCCUCUCAGCAGUGCGUCACGACACAGGGUGAAGUUCGUGUCACUUUCAGCUGUUUUGUUCUGCAAGGAGCUUCUUACAGGAUUAACCAGUGCGCCAUUCUUCUAACACUACUGGAGCCAUUAUGUUUUCCUCUGGAGUUCUGCUCGUUAUAGCACUCGCAUUCAGCUGCGCGAGUUAUCAAGUUCCAGUUGUGGUUCCUGUAACUGCCGAAGCUGCUGAGGUGUACGAGUGUGUGCAUGGAGAUGAUCCAGAGAAUGCUAACUUCUCAUGGUACAGGAAGGACUGGCCCUCGCUUCCUGAGGAAAUCAAAGUGGAAGGAAACAAACUACAUUUCAUGCACACAUCCUCUGACUUAAAUGGCAUGUAUAGCUGUGUUGUUAUAAAUAAGAGAGGCACAUUUGUGGCUUAUUUCUACAGGGAAGUUCAAGACUGCCUUCUGAAUAGGAUUUUAAAAUGGGUUUCAGAACUAUGGAAACUGCUGACCCUGGCUUCUCCAACCUGUAUUAGUUUGUUUGUGUGUAUGUGUGUGUUUUUGUAUUUUGUCUGGAGCCACUCGUGAGUGGUGAACAAGCAUCGGUCACUACUGAGUCCUCAUUCUCAAAACUCUCAUACAGUUAAGCUUAUCUCAAAACUCAAAACCACUACAGCAUUUCUGCACUAAAGCAUUUCAUACAAAGAAUAAACCCAUUUGACCAAAACAUUGAAAACAAUUCUCACUCAGAAAGAGGACAAAAAGUAGACAUAAAUUUCACGUAUGUAAUUUCAUCAUGAGAAGAAAACGGUGUUAAUGUCAUUGACUGUGAAGAGUUUUGUGAAUUUAGUUUUAAAAGAUAAAUAUAUAUAUUUCUUAUCCGGAGAAACAUACAGAAGUGUGUUGAAAUAUCUAUCUUGCAUCUUAUUUGUUGCCUCAGGGGAAACGUCUGCUUUGGGUGUGCUCAUGGGCGUAAAUACCGGAGGGGAUUUUAUUCACUUAUUCACAAGUGAAUUCUCUUUAAUGUAGUUCUCUUAAUGAUGCUGCUAUAUUAGCGAUUAAAAUAUUACUUAUCUAGUUAAUGUUAGCUUGUUUACAAUAACUUGUUGCA